AUGCAAACUUCUUCCAUCGACGUUCUUCAUAGAGUGCAAGGGCAUGUGGCUUUCAGGUGCAUGACCCUCACUCGACAACCGCAAGUGAAAAGAGGAGAACAGCUCAAUGGCAACCGAAGGAUCAUUGUUCCGUCAUGGAAACGCCGGGUUCUCGAACCAGUUUUCGAUGACGCAGAAUGUCCGAGAGCGGUGCAACCACCUCGCAGGGACUGCUACUAG
Messenger RNA from Aspergillus calidoustus, 219 nucleotides. NCBI's taxonomy places the organism in Eukaryota, Fungi, Ascomycota, Eurotiomycetes, Eurotiales, Aspergillaceae. The record is from the annotation of a GenBank genome assembly.